AGAGAAGAACAGGGAAGAGACAAGGAUGGAAAAAGUUCUUCUGAUCAUCAUCGCUCUUUCAGGGCUGAGCGCUGUCUCCUCACAUGCUGAACGUCAGUACCAUUUUGUUUCUGAAGCAAAGAACAUGUCUGAAGCACAGAGAUACUGCAGAGAGAAACACACAGACCUGGCCACUGUAGACAGCAUGGAGGUUGUGGAGCUCCUGAACAACAUGGCAGGCCAAUACAAACAAUCAGCCUGGAUAGGGCUGUACGAUGACCGGGACACCUGGAAGUGGUCGAUGUCAGACCCAAGCUUCUACGGACCGGGGGAGACGGAGUUCAGAGGAUGGCAGUCUGGACUACCAUACAACGCUGUAUGUUGUGGUGCCUCUACUCAACUUCUCUGGGCUCCAUUUUCAGGGCCGGAUGCAACAUUUGUCCCCAUCAACAUCGCAAUGACAUGGACUGAGGCCCAGAGCUACUGCAGAGAACACCACACAGACCUGGCCAGUGUGAGAAACCAGACAGAGAACCAGCAGAUUGUUGAGCUGGUAUCUAGAUCUUGGUAUUGGAUCGGCCUUUACAGAGACUCCUGGAAGUGGUCCGAUGGAAGUAACUUCUCCUUCAAGUACUGGAAAGUAAAUGAACCUAACUACAUAGGUCUUAAUGCUUGUGUGGCUGCAGCUUUCGACGACUCUGGAGAAUGGGAGGACUUGGACUGUGGAGUGAAGAAACCAUUAAUUUGCUACGGACCUGUGCCUGUUGUGCCUGUUACGACUCCUGAGACUAGUGUGCCUGUUGUGCCUGUUACGACUCCUGAGACUAGUGUGCCUGUUGUGCCUGUUACGACUCCUGAGACUAGUGUGCCUGUUGUGCCUGUUACGACUCCUGAGACUAGUGUGCCUGUUGUGCCUGUUACGACUCCUGAGACUAGUGUGCCUGCUGUGCCUGUUACGACUCCUGAGACUAGUGUGCCUGUUGUGCCUGUUACGACUCCUGAGACUAGUGUGCCUGCUGUGCCUGUUGUGCCUGUUAUGACUCCUGAGACUAGUGUGCCUGUUGUGCCUGUUACGACUCCUGAGACUAGUGUGCCUGUUGUGCCUGUUACGACUCCUGAGACUAGUGUGCCUGCUGUGCCUGUUACGACUCCUGAGACUAGUGUGCCUGUUGUGCCUGUUACGACUCCUGAGACUAGUGUGCCUGUUACGACUCCUGAGACUAGUGUGCCUGUUGUGCCUGUUACGACUCCUGAUACUAGUGUGCCUGCUGUGCCUGUUACGACUCCUGAGACUAGUGUGCCUGUUGUGCCUGUUACGACUCCUGAGACUAGUGUGUCUGCUGUGCCUGUUGUGCCUGUUGUGCCUGUUUCAAUGAAAGUGAUAAAGGUGAGGGUGGAGAACCCAAACGGUGUGGAUCUGAACGACCAAGCUUUUCUGGAUGCGAUGUUGGUGGAGGCGAAAAAGAACCUAAGGGCCCAGGGAUUGGACGACAACGUCCAACUGGCCUGGAGGAAGCAGCCGGAUGGAAAAGUCUUCCACGAGGAGGAGGAGAAGAAGAGGGAUGACAGCCUCCUCAGAGGAGUAAAGGAGGAAGAGGAGGAGGAAGAGGAGGAAGGAUCAGCUGAUGAAGAGAGCUUCGUCCCACAACAGCUGCACAUCUACAGUCUCAUUCCAAAAGAGAGGAACAGGGAAGAGACAAGGAUGGAAACAGUUCUUCUGAUCAUCAUCGCUCUUUCAGGGCUGAGCGCUGUCUCCUCACAUGCUGAACGUCAGUACCAUUUUGUUUCUGAAGCAAAGACCAUGUCUGAAGCACAGAGAUACUGCAGAGAGAAACACACAGACCUGGCCACUGUAGACAGCAUGGAGGUUGUGGAGCUCCUGAACAACAUGGCAGGCCAAUACAACCAAUCAGCCUGGAUAGGGCUGUACGAUGACCGGGACACCUGGAAGUGGUCGAUGUCAGACCCAAGCUUCUACGGACCGGGGGAGACGGAGUUCAGACCAUGGGGGACUGGACAACCAAGCAACUGGCAAGAUUACCAAUGCACAUAUUUUUAUUCUGGUGGAACAGGAACAUGGUUUAGUUUAUAUCGUCAUUACCCCCUCUGGGUGAUCUGCUUUGAUGUCACAGGGCAGAGUGCAACAUUUGUCCUCAUCAAGAGCCUAAUGACAUGGACUGAUGCCCAGAGCUACUGCAGAGAACACCACACAGACCUGGCCAGUGUGAGAAACCAGGCGGAGAACCAGCAGCUUGAUGAGCUGAUACCUGGAGGUGGAUAUAAUGCCUGGAUCGGCCUUUACAGAGACUCCUGGAAGUGGUCAGAUGGAAGCAACUCCUCCUUCAAGUACUGGAAAGUAAAUGAACCUAACUACAGAGGUCUCAAAGCUUGUGUGGCUGCAGCUUUCGACGACUCUGGAAAAUGGGAGGACUUGGACUGUGGAGUGGAGAAACCAUUCAUUUGCUACGGACAUGUUGUGCCUGUUGUGCCUGUUGUGCCUGUUUCAAUGAAAGUGAUAAAGGUGAGCGUGGAGAAACCAAACGGUGUGGAUCUGAACGACCCCGCUUUUCUGGAUGCGAUGUUGGUGGAGGCGAAAAAGAACCUAAGGGCCCAGGGAUUGGACGACAACGUCCAACUGGCCUGGAGGAAGCAGCCGGAUGGACAAGUCUUCCACGAGGAGGAGGAGAAGAAGAGGGAUGAGCUCUAAAGCUGAAUUGCUGUGUGUGAUUUUUAUCAGAGAAAAGUGUAUUUCUUUCCUCAAAGUCCUCGUGUUACAGAAUACAGCUGCAACAAUGAUCUGAAUAAUCAAUUAGUUACGAUCAUUUUGAUAGAAGAUAGAGAAUCUAAUGCUUUUCCUUGUUAUAUAUGGUUAUGAAUUUAAUAUGUUUAGGGUUUUUACUAUUGAAUGUAUUUGGCCGGUGGGAAAUAAUAAUAAAAUGUUUGGCUUUUGUUGAAUUUUGAUCAAGAUUAAAUUACCAAUAA
Messenger RNA from Trematomus bernacchii (emerald rockcod), 2961 nucleotides. RefSeq lists its product as uncharacterized. The record is from RefSeq and is a predicted model, not a curated record. NCBI's taxonomy places the organism in Eukaryota, Metazoa, Chordata, Actinopteri, Perciformes, Nototheniidae. The transcript has 13 exons. The coding region runs from base 26 to 2686 and encodes 886 amino acids.